CAACCCCAUGUAAUUUCUCAAGCUUUUGUAGUUCAAUAGUGUAUACACUUGCUCUGAGACUCCAAAAUAUUAUGGCGAAUGACUCCUUGACAAGGGCACAGAUAGUUGGAGAUGUUCUAGACCCAUUUGUUAGCUCGGUGCCUCUAACUGUGAUGUAUGAUGGGAGGCCUGUGUUCAAUGGCAUGGAGUUUCGCUCGCCAGCAGUCUCUCUGAAACCCAACGUUGAGAUAGGCGGUGAUGAUUUUCGUGUGGCCUAUACUCUAGUUAUGGUGGAUCCUGAUGCGCCUAAUCCCAGCAACCCAACCCUGAGGGAGUACCUGCACUGGAUGGUGACUGAUAUCCCAUCAUCAACAAACGAUAGCUUUGGAAAAGAGGUCGUGCCAUACGAGAGCCCAAGCCCUACCAUGGGCAUCCACCGCAUGGUGCUGGUUCUGUACCAGCAGCUGGGGCGGGGGACGGUGUUCGCGCCGCAGGCACGCCAGAGCUUCAACUCGCGCAGCUUCGCGCGCCGCUUCAACCUCGGCAAGCCCGUCGCUGCCGUGUACUUCAACUGCCAGCGUCCCACGGGCACCGGUGGGAGGAGGUUCACCUGAUCUGUCAAACUGAUCGACCAGCAAUGAUCCUCGGCCCAGCCGACGGCAAUGCUUGAGCUCACCGGUACCUGAUACAUAUAUCUAGAGAAGCUGGAAUAAAUGUACCCGAAGGUUCAUGUCUGAUCUAUCUAACUGGUUGAUCAGCCAUGGCCCAGCUCGAAGGCAGUUAGUUAAGCUCGAGCUUUGCCGGUACUUAUGUCUGUGUGCUUACUAAUACGUACACACAUGAUAGCCGCAUCACACGGUACUUAGCUAGAAGAGUUGGAAUAAAGUACCUGUGUUUGUACUUGUAGGCUCUUAAGUAAGGUGCCUUUGCAAGGAUGCGUUGCUACUGUUCAAUAAGGAAUGUGACAUUAUGCCACACCUUGGUAAUGAGAUAUGUGCGGUUGGUUGUUCUGAUCUUCAGGUUGAGCAAAA
Messenger RNA from Aegilops tauschii subsp. strangulata, 1010 nucleotides. RefSeq names its product protein FLOWERING proteinUS T 1. The record is from RefSeq and is a predicted model, not a curated record. Lineage: Eukaryota; Viridiplantae; Streptophyta; Magnoliopsida; Poales; Poaceae.